Messenger RNA from Saccostrea echinata, 833 nucleotides. RefSeq lists its product as uncharacterized. The coding region runs from base 88 to 804 and encodes 238 amino acids. Lineage: Eukaryota; Metazoa; Mollusca; Bivalvia; Ostreida; Ostreidae. The transcript is spliced from 4 exons. The record is from RefSeq and is a predicted model, not a curated record.
UAUACAACUUCCAAAGUUAAGCCCCUUCCUCCCAUUUUAACCAUAAGAGUUAUCUCCCAUUUCCCAUAAUGCAGCAGGGCAUCAGUAAUGGCAGCCUCCAUUGGAAAAUGUUCCAUCAGUGUUUAUACUUCAAGUUGUUUUUCUUUUUCACCUCUGCAUCCAUCAGAAAUAAAUUUGAUAAGAUUAAAAGACUGCAAGAGAGGCAUCGUAUCACAUCUGUUGAAAAAUGGGAUUCGAUCUGGCGUGAAAGGAGGGGCUGAUGUGUUCAGUGAAGCAGACCUAAUAUGCAAGCGCGUGGGACUCUUCACUAUUGAGGAAGCAUUUACGGUAUGUCCCUAUCACAGAGACUUUCUUGGUGUACAUUGGCGUCCCAAGACAUCUUUUCAGUAUCCUGACCACCAGGGAAAUGCCAAGCCAUAUCGGAGUUUCAACUCUCUUAUGUCUAAGCGGAUGGUUUCCGAGUUUGGUACUUUAGUGCCUAUAGGUUCUGGAAUAUGCAGGAAAUGUCACGGAGAUUAUUUGAAUCUUCCUUCAUCAAUAGGCAUGAUAGGAGAGGUUGAAGUUCCCAUGGAAGAUAACCACAGAAAUGAAGAGACAUAUGUUGCAACCUCUAUCCAAAACCAGCAGUCUACAUGUACUGAUGGUCACAAGACUUUUACUCACACAAUGGGUUACGUGAAACAGGACUUCUUUGCUGUUCUUUCAUUACUAGAACAUACACUAGUAACUCUUAAACAACAGCUGCCACACAGUACAGAAGCUUACCUUAGAUCAGAAAACGCGGGGUGCUACCAUUGUGGGUAGAUAUGGCUCUCCAUACCAUCAUUGUCAGA